This is a messenger RNA of Rhineura floridana, 6917 nucleotides long. RefSeq names its product ataxin 1 (gene ATXN1). Gene Ontology annotation, molecular function: protein binding; RNA binding. Bases 985 to 3402 code for a protein of 805 amino acids. The record is from RefSeq and is a predicted model, not a curated record. Gene Ontology annotation, cellular component: nucleus. NCBI's taxonomy places the organism in Eukaryota, Metazoa, Chordata, Lepidosauria, Squamata, Rhineuridae. The transcript is spliced from 8 exons. Gene Ontology annotation, biological process: negative regulation of transcription by RNA polymerase II; nervous system development.
CACCCUUUGCAUGAAGUAGGAUCCUUGAGCUGAUGCAGAGGCAGCCAACUGCUCCAUAUUUGGCUUCUAUUACACAUUUACAUGCUGGAGAAGAGAGGAGCGAGCUUCUACACCGCAGACAUCAUUUCUGCUACAGUUGGUGAGGAGACAUCCGUGUCACAGCGAGGGAGAAGAGAAAUAAAACAUUUUUUUUGUUAUAAAAAAGCCCAAGCCCUUGCGAUCAGCUGGCAAGACACUGUGAGUCUUUUUUUUGUCCGCCCCCUACCCUUCACCCGCCCGUCCACUGACACUUUACAUUUUUGGAGCAAGAGUCACAGCAACUUAAACAAGCAGUCUAAGCACUGAAUUUCUUCUUGACCUCUAAGAUCACCACCACGACAGUUUUAAUCUUCAUAUUUGAAAGGUGCUGUGCAAAUAAGGAUGAAGAAGAAUCCGAUUCCUGAACCCUGAGAAGUGUUCCAUCUUGGAAAGAAAAUAAGGACAUCAGAAGUCUUUGGUCUUUGCUCCACCAUCAUAUGUAUUUCUUAGUAGUGCUUUUUCAGCAGAAAACCAUAGCACAGUGGUUGGAUGUUUCAGUGGAUUUUUACAUCAACAGAAAAUAGGAAAAGAACUUUGUAUUUAUUAACAUCCUGGAGCACAAUGAAAGAGUUUUAAUGCACAGACCUCAGAAAAAAAACGCAGCAGCACCUGGUAAAAGGAGGUUGCACUAGGAACACUCUUGUGUUUUUGAAAGAGCACCACUGAGAGCCUCUGAGCAAUCCAGCAAUGUCUGCAAAUUCUUCAAGGUGAAGGAUAAUCUGGGACUCCCAACAGACGACAGUGAAUGUUAGCAGCUUGUGGAGGAUUGUGCUCGUAGGGAGAUGAUUCCUCAUGAAGUCUCUGGAUCCCCUUCAGAAAUCAAAUGUGACUUUUCACUUAGCAGACUGAAAUUGGAGCCAGCCAGGCAGUGAAGCCACAGAAGUGGAGGGCAGGGGCCAGUGAAAAAUGAAAUCCAACCAGGAGAGAAGCAAUGAAUGCCUGCCACCUAAGAAGCGAGAGUUCCCUGCCACCAGCCUGCCUUCUGAGGUGAAGCCAUUAGUUCUGGCCAGUGAAAACCACCGUGCAGACAACUUAGCAUGGCUCUCAAGCACAACCAGCAGCCAGAGCAGCAUGAGUGGGCGAAACAGGCCUGGAGGGACCUCAGUGGAAGCUGGUUCACAACAGGGAAUAGGUUUACACAAAUCACUAUCUACAGGAAUAGAUUAUUCCCCACCUAGUGCUCCUAGGUCUGUUCCAGCCACCACAACACUUCCCACAGUGUACCCGCCUGCACUCUCACAGGCAGGGACACCUGUUUCCCCAGUGCAGUAUACACACCUGCAGCACACUUUCCAGUUUGUUGGGCCCCAGUAUAGUGGACCAUACACCGGAUUCAUCCCGUCCCCACUGAUUUCCCCAACAGCCAAUUCUGCAACCAGCACAGCAACCUCUGCCACUGCUGUUGCAACCACUCCAUCCCAGCGUUCCCAGCUGGAGGCUUAUUCCACUUUGCUGGCCAGUAUGAGCAACCUAAGCCAGCAAGGGCACAAAGUUGAGCCGCAUCUAGUCAGGACACCUGGAUUAAUCACAGCGGGGUCUCCUCCACCUACCCAGCAAAACCAGUACGUCCACAUUUCCAGCUCACCUCAGAGUGCAGUCAGAAAUGUCUCUCCUCCAGCCAUCCCAGUACAUUUGCAUCCACACCAGGCAGUGAUUCCUCAUGCAUUCACCCUUGGUCCCUCCUCCCAGGUGGUGGUGCAAUAUGCCGAUUCUGGUGGCCAUUUUAUCACUCGGGAGUCCACCAAAAAGUCUGAGAGCAGCAGGCUGCAGGCUAUGCAAGCAAAAGAAAUACUGAAUGGGGAAAUAGAGAAGAGCAGGCGGUAUGGUAUCUCACCAUCCUCAGAAGUAAGUCUUGUCAAAUCAGGCAAUAAACCAUCUCCUCAUCAUUUCGAGGCCAGGCACGUAGUGGUCCACUCGGGUCCUGCUGAUUACAUUGCACGGGAUUCUUCCAGUGUCCGGUCCUCUGUUAUGGUUGUUCCCAACAGCAGCACACCUACUGCAGACAUGGAUGUCCAGCAAACCACCAAUAGAGAAACGUCUCCCUCGGUCCUCAAUGAAAAGGGAAGCUUGCACUUAGGAAAAACAGCCCACCGAUCCUAUGCUCUAUCUCCCCAACAGACUAUGGGCCAUGAAGGGGUGAAAACAGUUGCCACUUUGUCCCCUCACACAGUCAUUCAGACCACCCAUAGUGCCACAGAGCAGCUCCCAGUUGGGUUGCCUGCUGCGGCUUUCUACUCUGGGACUCAGCCACCUGUAAUUGGCUAUCUAAGCAGUCAACAGCAAGCCUUUGGCUAUCCUGGAAAUCUACCACAGCACCUGGUGAUCCCUGGCACUCAGCCCCUCUUAAUACCAGUAGGCAAUGCAGAUAUUGACUCAUCAGGGGUACCACCUGCUAUAGCCACUUCAUCUCCCCAGUUGGCAGCAGUGCCUCACACGUUCGUCACAACCACCAUUCCAAAAAGUGAGAAUUUCAGUGCUGAGUCACUGGCAAGUCAACCAGCUUACCAGGCAGCAGUGGUGCAGGCCCAGAUACAUCUCCCCCUGAUCCAGCCAGUACCUUCUUCAGCAGCAGCUCCUCCUACACUGCCUCCUUACUUCAUGAAAGGGUCUAUCAUUCAGUUGGCCAACGGAGAGCUGAAGAAAGUAGAAGAUUUAAAAACAGAAGACUUUAUACAGAGUGCAGAAAUUAGCAGUGACCUGAAGAUAGACUCCAGCACCGUGGAAAGGAUUGACGACAGCCAUAACCCAGGCAUUGCAAUGAUACAGUUUGCAGUUGGAGAGCACCGAGCGCAGGUCACAGUCGAAGUCUUGGUAGAAUAUCCUUUUUUUGUAUUUGGACAAGGUUGGUCAUCCUGCUGCCCCGAGAGAACAAGCCAGCUCUUCGACUUGCCAUGUUCCAAACUCUGUGUUGGGGACGUCUGCAUAUCGCUUACACUGAAGAAUCUGAAGAACGGCUCCAUUAAAAAGGGCCAGCCCAUGGACUCAGCUAGCAUCUUGCUGAAGCACUCUAAGAAUGACAGUCUGACUGGUAGUAGACAUAGGUAUCCAGAGCAGGAAAAUGGGAUUGAUCAGGGAAGUGCAAAGAUGUCAUCUGAGAAUGGUGAACUGAAGUUUCCAGACAAAAUAGGAUUGCCUGCAGCAUCUCUGCUCACCAAAUCAGAACCCAGCAAGCCCACAGCAACUAGGAAGCGGAGGUGGUCUGCCCCUGAAACACGGAAACUAGAGAAGUCAGAAGAGGAACCACCGUUGACUCUUCCCAAACCUUCUUUUAUUCCUCAGGAGGUUAAGAUUUGCAUUGAAGGGCGAUCUAAUGUGGGCAAGUGAAGUUUGCUUAGGGAAAGGAAAUUAGGCUAUCCCUUGUCAUUUUUAUCCAGAUUACUGUACUGUAGGCUAAAAUAAUCCAGUAUUUACAUGUUAUCAUUUUAUUUUAGGUUUAUGUUAUAACCUUGUUGUUAUAGUUGCAGCUGGUAUUAUGCAGGAGACUGGUGCGUACUCCCCUCCCCCAAAGUAUUUGUUGGUGAUUAUUUUGAUCUAGAGCUGCAGAGAAGGGCAGUAUCUGCUUCAUCCCCAUCCUUUGUGGAAGCAAAUGUUCUUGCUGUGACUCCUGUUUUCCAACACUUCCAGCAGAAUAAGCCUUGGCUGUCUUUGGCAAGGUGAUGGAAAGGGAACUGUAGCAGAGACAAAGACGAUUGCCUGAUUCUGCAGGAGGGCGGACGUCACAUGGCAGCAGGGUUUGGUAGUUCUCUCAGCUAGCGCCUGUUAGGAGUCCAGUCCAGUGGCAGCAUCGGAGAAACAUGCAGUCUCUUAAGGCUUGCACAGUAAAAACACAUUUCCCCCCACAGUUUGCCACAUAUAUUCCCACCCCCCAUCCUAUCCUGUCUGCCCAGCCACAUAGUCUUCCCCACAAUGGGAGUCUGACUGCACUAUUUUUUUUUAUUUUUUUACUGUUUUCAGAGGCUGCCAUACAGACAUGUCAUCUCCACUUGCUAGUACAGCUGCAUUCCAAGGGUAUAGCAACUGAUUCUUGCUUUGCUAACCCUGGGAGCAUCUUUAAAGUAGGACAUUGUUGCCAUAGACCUAGCAAGCUUCAAACUGAGGGGACCCCUGCUAGUGCUCUUCAUUACUUCUGUACAGGGUUAGAGAGAGCGCCGCUGAGUUUUGCCACUGACAUUUGCUUCCACGAGGUAAAUAGGCACUGCCCCUUUGGGAGAGUGAACAUAAAAGUUGUUUGCAUUUAGGUUGCAAAUAUUUGUCUUUAACUCUAGUACUGUUUUUAGUUCCUGACUAUGGACAACUAGUGCCACUUUUUUCAAAUUUCAGUGUGACACAAGGAAGUGGAUGUCGAAGAUGAACGUAGAAUGUCUUUAAGCACUUAAAAUGCUGUUUCACACUUUUGUUGCCGAGCAUCCUGGCUUAACACUCAGCAAGUACUGUAUCUCACUUUAAUCUCUUCGAUGAGAGAAAAACAAAACAGAAAAGAAAGAAAAUUGAUCUCUUCAACACUGUUAACUACAUGCAAACUAUAGAGAUUUUUUCACAAGCAAGAUGUUGAAAGUUUUCCAUGUGGUUUCAAAGGGAUGAAUGUGAAUUUUGAACUGGUAUGUGACAGUCAUUGUCCACAAGGACUACUUAAUAGGAGGCACUUUUAAAACUUUGAUGCUUGUGAGUUAAAGGCAUAUGUGAGCUGACAGAUAAUAAAAGAAUAAGAGAGAGUAUAAAAGAAAGAGAAGAAAAAAUCAUUAUUGUCCAGUGUUUUUGAAAAAGAUGGACUUUAAAGAAUCUUGCAAUUUGCACAUCUUGAGUUUAUCAUUUGUGUGGUAUUCCUGCAGUUUUUACCUAAUAAUUUUUGGGGAAGGGAGAGGGACUGAAAAAGCUUAAACAAAUGUAGCAAUUACUUACUAACCUGCCUACACUCUAGGCCAUUUUUAGAGGGUUAGGUUUCCUUUCAACCUCUUUAUUUCCUUACCAUCUCUGUCACCCUGAACCAGGACAGACUCUGAGACUUUCUCUUCAGAUUCGCUGAGUUUCCAUAAGAGACACUUUGACACAAAAGCAAGUUUUGGGUUUUGGUUAAUUCUCAUCCUUUGUUACUUUGUUACUUUGCAAAUAUUACUCUUUGUUACGCUGAAUAACUUCUUUUUCAUUAGUAGUACAAUGUAGAUGUUAAAGUUUGGUACAAAACAGGACAAUGGGUAGAAAAUUUACCCAGUGAAGCUCUCCUGUUGUUGGCGGUGUUACUGUUCCCAGAAAUCUGAAACAAAUUUAAGAGUGGAUCUAGAGAUCCUAACUCCUGCUGAUUACGUGGCUUCCAUCUUGAAACCAGUUCCUGACAAAGAGCCACGUUAAAGCCCUAGUGACUACUCACAGUUGAGUGUUCAGAUGAUACCAGCCUGUGAAUAAUUCACAUUAAUAAACAGCUAAGGUUAAAGUCCAGUUAAUUAAAAUAUUGCAUUAAUUUCUGAAGCUUUAAGAUUAGGAUCUGCAUAUGAGAUAUUUUCACACAUUAUGCUUAUUUUGGGUUCUCCUUGGUCUGUAAUGUGAAUCUAAAAUCCAUGUCGGCAUGUUCUAUCCAUGUUAACAAUGUUCACAUGUGGUACAAAUAUUAUAUGAGAGCUCAAACAUGUUUUUAGCAUCUUGUCUGAAAAUGGUGUAAGAACUUAUUGACAUCAGUGCUUGCUCUUGCUUAUUGGGGGUCAGUGGGUGGAUGUGAAAUUCUCUUCUCCCCCCCCCCCUUGCAAUUACUUUUGGAUGCAAUUCUGCUUAUCGGGGCAGGCAGGCAGGCAGGCAGACAUGAAUUCUUUUCUUUCCCUGCUUGCAAUUAUUUUGAAUGCAAUCCAAACCCAGGGCAAGUAAGGCAGAAGAUAGGGCAUGUUGCCUAUGUAAACAGUAAGCUUACCCCUGAUUUCUUUUCCAUUAUCAUUCCACAUGCCUUAGGGUAGCCACUGUCCUCAAAGUGGCCUUGUCUGAGGAAUGAAUGAAGCAGAAAAGGCCAAUUCACACAUCCCUGGUAGUCAGGUGAAGGGUAAGCUGUGAUUUUAGUCUUGGUUCAAACAAUAUUUAGCUGAGAGCCUUGCCCAGUAGGAGUCUCCAUUGAGUAACACUUUGACCCUGAAUGUGGCUUUGCUGGUUGCAUUGGGCCUCUGUGAAUUUGAGGCCCUUUCAGAUAAAGAAUCUAAAUUAUAGAAAUCAGAACAGAACGUAGAUUGAACCAAUUCCUCCAAAUGUUUGUUCUCCCCACUUGCUUAAAUAUAGUACAUUUUAAGGGGAAAAAUAACUCCCAUCUUAUCCCUCCUUUCAAUUCUUAUGUCCCUUUGUUUGUUACUUGAACCUUAGCUCACACCAGAACUAACCAAUUUUGUACCAUUUUCUGGGGUGCACCAAAAAUGUGUUUAAGUUUUAAAACAGCUUGAAAUCUGUCUUGAAUUGAAUGGUAACCUCUCAGUGGUUUACCAAAUAGCUGAGCAGGUUUCUCUUCACAAUCACACUGCUUAUUUAGUGUUGUAUUUCUUUUCCCAACAUUUCAGCUGAGAGAACUUACUUAAUCUUCCAUAAACUCUGCUCAGGGCACUUUAAAUUGAUUGUUUAUUGGAGUUUUAUUUUGGCUUUUUUGUUUUGUUUUUUCAUUUCAACCUUUGACGGCAAGAGGAAUAGAAAGGCAUGGGGCAAAAUUCCCUGUUUCAUUUCCAUCAGUACCACUAUUUUCACAUGUACUUGGAGAGCAUCACACAUAUAAGGAAGCAGGGAUUAUGAAACUGACCAUAUCUAUAAAACUAACACUAAAGUAUUAAUAAUAAUAAUAAUAAUAAUAAUAAUAAUAAUAAUAAUAAUAAUAAUAAUAA